CCGCUCCUUCCUCUCGUCCGAUGCCGUGCCUUUGACCGCCUUCGUGCCGAUUAAACCCUCGAUCGAUCGGAUUCGAGAACAAAAGGAAGGAGAAGAGGAGAAAAGGGUUAGCUGCGUCAUCGGGGGGCGGCGAAGGAGGAGUUGGCGGCGACAUGGGGCAAUGCCACGGUACGAGAAGCUCCAUCAAGGACGACGACGGGAAACGCCGACGCCGGAGGACCAAGACAAUUCCGAGCAACGCGGAAGAAUCUGGUGCCACGCCUCCCCAUGCAGGAGGAGGCAGUGCCCCCACCACCCCUGUCCACCCGUCCUCCACCUGGCCCAGCCCUUAUCCCCCGGGCUCCGCUAGCCCUCUCCCAGGUGGUGGCGCAUCUCGUUCUCCGGCAAGGUUCACCCCGAAGCGGUUCUUCCGACGGCCCUUCCAUCCGCCAUCGCCAGCGAAGCACAUCAAAGCGGCCCUGGCCAAACGGCAGGGUGCCACGAAAAAAAAGAAUGGGGUCGUGCCCGGCGAAGGUGGGGGGGAUGCGGAGCAACCUCUUGAUAAGAGCUUCGGAUAUGGGAAGAACUUUGGGUCGAAGUAUGAGCUCGGGAAGGAGGUGGGACGCGGCCAUUUCGGGAAUACGUGUUUAGCCACGGUCAAGAAGGGGGAGAUGAAAGGCCAACGUGUUGCUGUCAAGAUCAUCCCCAAAGCUAAGAUGACAACACCAAUAUCGAUUGAAGAUGUUCGUAGGGAGGUUAAAAUUCUGAAAGCUUUGUCUGGACACAAAAAUCUUAUUAGAUUUUAUGAAGCAUGUGAGGAUGCCCUUAAUGUCUACAUCAUAAUGGAAUUAUGUGAAGGUGGAGAGUUAUUAGAAAGAAUCUUGUCCAAAGGAGGGAAAUAUGCAGAGAUAGAUGCAAAAGCAAUUGUUUCGCAAAUAUUGGGUGUGGUAGCCUUUUGUCACUUUCAAGGUGUUGUUCAUCGUGAUCUAAAGCCAGAGAAUUUUCUCUUCACAACUAACGAUGAAAGUUCUCCGAUGAAGUUAAUUGACUUCGGUCUUUCUGAUUUUGUUAAACCAGAUGAAAGACUAAAUGACAUUGUUGGAAGUGCAUACUAUGUUGCUCCUGAAGUCCUACAUAGAUCAUACAGCACUGAAGCAGAUAUGUGGAGCAUUGGUGUUAUAACCUACAUUCUACUAUGUGGAAGUAGACCUUUCUGGGCACGGACGGAAUCAGGAAUCUUUCGAUCAGUAUUGAGGGCUGAUCCUAAUUUUGACGAUACACCAUGGCCUGAUGUAUCUGCAGAAGCUAAGGAUUUUGUGAAAAGGCUGUUGAAUAAAGACUACAGGAAAAGAAUGACAGCUGCUCAGGCUUUGACUCACCCAUGGUUGCGAAAUGAUCAAAGGCAAAUUCCUUUGGAUAUGCUUAUUUAUAGGUUAACAAAAUCGUAUCUCCUCGCUACUCCUCUAAAACGGGCUGCACUGAAGGCACUGUCGAAAGCUAUAACUGAGGAUGAACUCUCCUAUCUGCAAUUGCAGUUUAAGUUACUACAGCCAAAUAAAGAUGGGCUGAUUUCCCUAGAAAACUUUCAAAUGGCACUCUCACAAAAUGCAACCGAAGCAAUGAAAUUAUCAAGAAUUCCUGAGAUUAUAAAUUCAUUGGAUGUGCUAUCGCAAAGAAGGAUGGACUUUGAUGAGUUUUGUGCUGCUGCAAUCAGCCCGUAUCAGCUGGAAGCUUUGGAACAAUGGGAACAAAUAUCAAACACAGCAUUUCAACACUUUGAGCAGGAGGGUAAUCAGAUUGUUUCGGUGGAAGAGCUAGCUCAGGAACUGAUCCUCACUCAUACUAAUCAUUCCUUUCUACAAGACUGGAUCAGACAAGAAGAUGGCAAGCUCAGCUUGUACGGGUACACCAAAUACUUGCAUGGCGUAACUGUUCGCAGCUCCAACACAAAACAAUAAUUAACUCUUCAAACAAUUAAUAUACUGAUGUAAUUAUGUGUUAGAAUGGUUCUGUCUACCUUCUCCAGAUCUCUGCUUCUAUUUAUUUAUUUAUUCUAAUGGCGAUUCUUUUGAUCUUGGCUUUCUAUAGAAUGGUGCUGGGGGGAGAUGUGUUUGCAGUGUGACUGAUAUUGGAACCACAUAUUAUUGUUGUUGAAUUCUAAAUUAAAGUAUUUGAAAUUGUUCCACCCCAUAAAUUGUG
Molecule: messenger RNA, 2178 nt
Organism: Zingiber officinale
Lineage: Eukaryota; Viridiplantae; Streptophyta; Magnoliopsida; Zingiberales; Zingiberaceae
Product: CDPK-related kinase 3-like
Exons: 11
Coding region: 153-1937 (594 amino acids)
Biological process (GO): protein autophosphorylation; intracellular signal transduction; peptidyl-serine phosphorylation
Cellular component (GO): cytoplasm; nucleus
Molecular function (GO): calcium ion binding; calmodulin binding; ATP binding
Source: RefSeq, a predicted model, not a curated record